AUGGCAGGAUUCCAGAGGUUUGGAUCUGCCACUUCGAGCCAGACUCAACCCGAGGCCCACCCAGACACCACAGCCACUCUCACUUCCACUACCACUGCUACUCAAAAAAUAGCCAUAGACACCCACGGCAACAUUUUCCGCGUGCCAGACUACACCAUCAAAGAUAUCCUCUCGGCGAUACCUGCCGAAUGCUACCAGCGCAGUCUGCCUCGGUCGCUGAUGUACAUGACGCGCGAUAUCGCGGCCAUGGUGGCGCUUGCGGUUGCCGCACACGGCUACAUCGGGCCCGCGCUGGAGUCGGUGUCGGCGCCCCUAAUUGUGCGUUUCGCGUUUUGGAGCGUUCACGCGGCUGCGAUGGGCUUGUUCUCCACGGGGCUCUGGGUGUUAGCGCACGAGUGCGGUCACCAGGCGUUUUCCGAUUACGGAGCCGUCAACGAUUUUGUCGGAUGGGUGUUGCACUCGUAUCUGAUGGUGCCAUAUUUCUCGUGGAAAUACUCGCACUCCAAACACCACAAGGCCACGGGCCAUCUGCAUCGCGAUAUGGUGUUUUUGCCGCCCACAAAACAGGAGUUCUGGGAGUCCCGCGGAUGGGCCGCGGAACUCUCGGACAUGACCGAGGAUUCGCCGUUGCGCACGCUGGGCGAGCUGAUUUUGCAACAGCUGGGCGGGUGGAUCAUGCAUUUGUUUACAAACGUGACAGGCCAGAAAUACCCGGAGGCACCCGCAUGGACGCGUAACCAUUUCUGGCCAACGUCGCCCUUGUUCGAGGCCAAAGACGCGUUCUACAUCAUCUUGAGCGAUCUGGGCUUGCUAGCGCAGUGUCUGGUGCUGCGGAUGUGGUACGUCAAGUUUGGCGGGUGGUCCGUGUUCAUCAGCUGGUUCGUGCCGUAUCUGUGGGUCAACCAUUGGCUGGUGUUCAUUACGUUUUUGCAACACACAGACCAGACUUUGCCCCACUACGAUAGUUCGGAAUGGAAUUUCGCCAAGGGCGCCGCCGCAACCAUUGACCGUCAACUUUGGUUUGUGGGACCGCAUAUCUUCCACGAUAUCAUCGAAACGCACGUGCUGCACCAUUUCGUGAGUCGGAUCCCCUUCUACAACGCGCGACCCGCGUCAAUGGCGAUCCGUCGCGUCAUGGGCGACCAUUACCGUUCCAGCGACGAAAAUAUGUUCAAAUCGAUGUGGAAAGUGGCCCGGUCAUGUCAGUUUGUGGAGGGCAAAGAGGGUGUUUACAUGUUUAGGAAUGUGAACGGGCUGAACCCGGAGGACAAGUGA
This is a messenger RNA of Lachancea meyersii CBS 8951, 1275 nucleotides long. Lineage: Eukaryota; Fungi; Ascomycota; Saccharomycetes; Saccharomycetales; Saccharomycetaceae. The record is from the annotation of a GenBank genome assembly.